Messenger RNA from Sinocyclocheilus grahami, 1544 nucleotides. RefSeq names its product caspase-9. The coding region runs from base 225 to 1535 and encodes 436 amino acids. The transcript has 10 exons. The record is from RefSeq and is a predicted model, not a curated record. Lineage: Eukaryota; Metazoa; Chordata; Actinopteri; Cypriniformes; Cyprinidae. Gene Ontology annotation, molecular function: cysteine-type endopeptidase activity. Gene Ontology annotation, biological process: proteolysis; regulation of apoptotic process.
GCGUGACGUCAUCGCCAGCCAGACGUAAACAAGGAAGAGAAUAAAAGCGCCUAGCGAGCAGAGCUCCGGUUUGUGGUGAUUAAAAGUCAAUUCAGCUCAGGUCCAGCUUUAUUGGUUUUUCCGCGUUUACUGUAUAUUACUUCCACAAAUUAAUUAACAAAUAUUUCGUUAUAUUGAAAACGUCUCAUAGUCAUAAACACUUUUAAUACCGAAUAAUUGCUGAAAUGGACCUCAAACACAGACAGAUACUUCAGAGGAACAGGCUUAAUCUAAUCACGGCAUUAAGUCCUGCAGACAUCUGCGAUGGACUUUUGUCAAAGGGAGUCUUCACCCAGGACAUGAUCGAUGAAAUACAGAGCAAGAUAACAAGACGUGACCAAGCCAGGCAACUGGUGAUAGACUUAGAGACGAGAGGGAGUCAGGCUUUUCCAGCUUUCCUGGAGUGUCUGCGUCAAACUGGCCAACAUGCCCUCGCAGAGCUCCUUCAGUGUGGAGAUGGUGCUCGUCUGCCUCCUUCUGUCCCCAUACAGCCUUCGCUGAUCCCUCUGCCAGUCCAAAAUCCAAAGUAUACAGAAAAACCUGACAGACCUGAUUUUACUCCAUCACGGUUAGGACCACUGAGACCAGAACGACUCCCUGUGCCCAAUCCUCUUAGCCCAUCUUCUGAAACUCAAGCUGUGAGACCAACCAGACAGAGAAGAGACAGUAUACAGUGCUAUAAGAUGGAUGCCAGUCCUUGUGGGAUCUGCCUGAUUAUAAACAAUGUGGAUUUUGACCCAGACUGUGAUCUAAAAGAUCGAACGGGGUCGGACAUUGACUGCGACAAGAUGGAGAAAAGAUUUAAAGCUCUCAACUUUGAGGUUAUUGCAAAAAGGAACUUGAAGUACAAACGCAUAAGACAUGAGAUGGCAUCUUUAGCAAAGAGGGAUCAUUCUGCGUAUGACUGCUGUGUGGUGAUCAUCCUUUCACAUGGUACUGAGGCAAACCACAAUCGUUUUCCCGGAGCAGUUCAUGGUGUUGACGGACCAGCUGUCCCAGUUCAGUUAAUCACAAACUACCUCAACGGCCAGAACUGUCCUUCUCUGCAGGGCAAGCCCAAACUGUUCUUCAUCCAGGCUUGUGGAGGAGGUGAGAAGGACACAGGUUUUGAGGUUUCUCCAGAUGAGGUGGAGCCCUCUUUGGGUGGGAUAGAUGACCAGAUGGACGCUAUUCCCAUAUCCUCCAGCAGUGACUCUCUCAGCACGUCUGAUGAACUUGAUGCUCGGGCCACUUUGCCUACACCCAGCGACAUCCUGGUGUCCUACUCAACCUUUCCAGGCUACGUCUCCUGGAGGGACACACAGGCCGGAUCCUGGUAUGUGGAGAAUCUUGAUUGUGUGCUUGAGGAGAAUGCUGCCACGGAUGAUCUGGUGACCAUGCUAAUGAUGGUAAAUGCUGCAGUCUCCCAGAUAUCUGCCAAAGGCCUGUAUAAACAAAUGCCCGGAUCGUUCAACUUCCUCCGAAAACUUCUCUACUUUCAGUCUUCACUGUCAUGAUCACUUGAA